AUGGCGAAGGCGUGCAGCGCAGGCAGGAUGGAGCGCUGUACGUGUGACGAGGCUCCAGACCUAGAGAACAGGGAGGCCUGGCAAUGGGGAGGCUGCGGGGACAACCUGAAAUACAGCAACAAGUUUGUAAAGGAGUUUCUGGGGAAAAAGUCUGACCGGGACCUCCGAGCCCGUGUAGAUUUACAUAAUACGAACGUAGGAAUUAAGGUAGGUACAUCACUGUAUGGAACUUGUAUCUCUUUCCAGGACAUGAAGACCACUUGCAAAUGCCACGGGGUUUCCGGAUCCUGCACAGUCCGCACCUGCUGGAGACAGCUUUCGCCUUUCCACGAAAUUGGAAAACAACUGAAGCAAAAAUACGAGACUUCUCUCAAAGUAGGAAGCACCACCAACGAAAAGCCCGUUUCUGGUCACAGCGACCAAAUACCAAGGACUACAGACCUUAUCUACAUUGAUGACUCUCCGAGCUUCUGUCGGAUGAGUAGGUUUUUUUCUCCCGGCACGGCGGGGAGGAGGUGUUACAAAGACAAAAACUGCGAGAGCAUUUGCUGCGGUCGGGGACAUAAUACUCAGAGCAAGGUGGUGACGAGGCCUUGCCAGUGUCAGGUCCGCUGGUGCUGCUAUGUGGAAUGUAAACAGUGCACACAGAGAGAGGAGGUCUACACGUGUAAAGACUAA
Messenger RNA from Staurois parvus, 678 nucleotides. The record is from the annotation of a GenBank genome assembly. Lineage: Eukaryota; Metazoa; Chordata; Amphibia; Anura; Ranidae.